GCGCGCGCGGGCACGCAGAACCUCUUAAAGAGGCGAAGGCGGAUUUGUUUUUGCUCUUCACGUGAACGUAUGAAUGGGCCCGGGCGAUGGACCCGUGUCUGUACCAGACCCAGAGGCAACCAGGAUCCGUUGCCAUCAUCAAGGCUGCAUGGCUGUUCCCUGGAAAUGGGAUGCCAAUCCCAUUCAGGGGUUGUAAACGAGGACGCUCCGUUCCCCAGUGCUUCCGCCUCCUGCUGCUGCUGCCGCCUUGACCGCAAGUGAGCCGGAGAGGCGGGGGAAGAUGUCGGCCGUCACCUCGGCUGUUCCGGCUCCCCAAGGCCCAGUCAACCCCCCUCCGCCCGAGGUCACCAACUCUAGCAAGCCGGGGCGGAAGACCAACCAGCUGCAGUACAUGCAGAACGUGGUGGUGAAGACCCUGUGGAAGCACCAGUUCGCCUGGCCCUUCUACCAGCCGGUCGACGCCAUCAAACUGAAUUUACCGGAUUAUCACAAAAUAAUAAAAAACCCGAUGGACAUGGGGACGAUCAAGAAGAGGCUGGAGCACAACUACUAUUGGAGCGCCAGCGAGUGCAUGCAGGAUUUCAACACCAUGUUUACAAACUGUUACAUUUACAACAAGCCCACCGACGACAUCGUCCUCAUGGCCCAAGCCUUGGAGAAGAUCUUCCUGCAGAAGGUGGCCCAGAUGCCUCAGGAGGAGGUGGAGCUGCUUCCCCCGGUACCCAAAGGCAAGGCUCGGAAGACGGCCGGCGGCGCCCACAGCGCAGGAGCCCAGCACCUGGCAGCGACAGCGGUGUCCUCCGUGUCUCCCCCGGCCCCUUUCCAGAACGUCCCCGCCUCGGUAUCGCAGACCCCCGUCAUCGCCGUCACGCCCGUGCCAACCAUUACCGCAAAUGUCGCCCCCAUCGCUGCUCCCCCGGCGGCAGCAGCGCCCCCGCCUCCCCCGCCUCCCCCAGCUGCUCCCCUCAGGCCCGUCGUCCCUCCGACGCCACCGAUUGUCAAGAAAAAGGGGGUGAAGCGGAAAGCGGACACCACUACGCCCACCACGUCGGCCAUCACGGCCAGCCGGAGCGAGUCGCCCACGCCGCUGUCGGAGUCCAAGCAGGCCAAAGUCGUGGCCCGGCGGGAGAGCGGUGGCCGGCCCAUCAAGCCCCCCAAGAAGGACCUGGAGGACGGGGAGGUCCCUCAGCACGCUGGCAAGAAGGGCAAGCUCUCGGAGCACCUCAAGUACUGCGACAGCAUCCUCAAGGAGAUGCUGUCCAAGAAGCACGCAGCCUACGCCUGGCCCUUCUACAAGCCCGUCGACGCCGAGGCCCUGGAGCUGCACGACUAUCACGACAUCAUCAAGCACCCCAUGGACCUCAGCACUGUGAAAAAAAAAAUGGACGGCCGGGAAUAUCAAGAUGCCCAGGGUUUCGCGGCGGACAUUCGAUUAAUGUUCUCUAAUUGCUACAAGUACAACCCUCCUGACCACGAAGUGGUGGCCAUGGCCAGAAAGCUCCAGGACGUCUUCGAGAUGCGGUUCGCCAAGAUGCCGGACGAGCCGGCAGAACCCCCUCCCCCGCCUGCCCCGACCGCGCCGGUCGUGAGCAAAAGCACAGAGAGCAGCCACAGCAGCGAAGAGAGCUCGUCCGAUUCGGACAGUUCGGACUCGGAGGAGGAGAGGGCCACGCGGUUGGCGGAGCUGCAGGAGCAGGACGGUUCCCGAUUAUUGAGGCAGUGCUACACGGUCAAUGACUCCCGGGACUGGAAUGGAUGGAAUCUCAAGGCCGUCCACGAACAGCUGGCCGCCCUGUCGCAAGCGCCUGUGAACAAGCCAAAGAAGAAGAAGGAGAAGAAGGAGAAAGAGAAGAAGAAGAAGGACAAGGAGAAGGAGAGGGAGAAGGAGAAGCACAAGGCCAAAGCUGCCGCAGCUGCUGCCGCCGCCGCCGAAGAGGAGAAGAAGUCCAAGGCCGCCCAGCCGGCAAAGCAGGCCCAGCAGAAGAAGGCACCAGCCAAGAAGGCCAACAGCAGCACCGCCGCUGCGGGCAGGCAGCCGAAGAAGGCGGGGAAGCCGCCGUCCGCGGCCUACGACUCGGACGAGGAGGAGGAGGGGGGCUUGCCCAUGACCUACGACGAGAAGCGGCAGCUCAGCUUGGACAUCAACCGGCUCCCGGGGGAGAAGCUAGGCCGGGUGGUGCACAUCAUCCAGUCACGGGAGCCUUCGCUCAGGGACUCCAACCCGGACGAGAUCGAAAUCGAUUUCGAGACCUUGAAGCCCACCACGUUGCGGGAGCUGGAGAGAUACGUCAAGUCCUGCUUGCAGAAGAAGCAGCGGAAGCCGUUCUUCUCAGCCAUUGUGCGUUCCUCCCCCACAGCGGCAAGUGGGAAGAAGCCGGCCGCCAAGUCCAAGGAGGAGAUCGCUCAGGAGAAGAAGAAGGAGCUGGAGAAGCGGCUGCAGGACGUGAGCGGCCAGUUGAACAACAAGAAGCCCGCCAAGAAAGAAAAAUCCGGCUCCGCUCCUUCCGGAGGCCCGUCUCAUCUCACCAGUAGCAGCUCUUCUGAAUCUGGGACCAGCAGUUCCAGCGGAUCCAGUUCGGACAGUAGCGAUUCGGAAUAAAACGCUGGACUCUUUUAAUGCACCUGGACAGCAAACGGACGUCUCACCGACACCUGCCCCCCCCCCAAAGCUUUGGUUCAUCGUUUCGUAUCAUCAUCAUCAUCAUCAUCAUCAUCAUCGUUAUUUUUAACCAGUGGUCCUGCUCUCUUCUCUCGUGACCAGUUCUACGUUUCCGCCCCCUCCAGUCUUUUAAAAACUUUUUUAAAAAACAAAAAUUCAGUGUUAUAAAAAGAUCCCUUCCUAAAUUAAUUUCCUCCCCGCUUUUAUUAGGUCAAAGGUCUUUUGUGUGCGAGCGAGAGUGUCUUGAUGACUAGAUUUGACAACGAGUAAUUUCCUUCACUUAAAAGUCUCUAAACUUUGCUUUUUUAAAAGAA
Messenger RNA from Elgaria multicarinata webbii, 2973 nucleotides. It is a transcript of the gene BRD3, whose product is annotated as bromodomain containing 3. The transcript has 13 exons. The record is from RefSeq and is a predicted model, not a curated record. Gene Ontology annotation, cellular component: chromatin; nucleus. Bases 281 to 2599 code for a protein of 772 amino acids. Gene Ontology annotation, biological process: chromatin remodeling; regulation of DNA-templated transcription. Lineage: Eukaryota; Metazoa; Chordata; Lepidosauria; Squamata; Anguidae.